AUGAUUUGUACUUAUUCUAUGGAAAUUAUUUGCUUCUUCAUAGUGCCUCAACAAGAUUCUGAGAUCAAUUUCUAUUAUCGGCUCGAUGGCUUGAUAUUGAUAGACGAUUUUAUUAGAGGACCUGAAGAACAACUUUUGCUCGAUAUCAUGGUCCAUGCUGAUAUUAAAAACACCAUAUUAAAACAUCGAUUAGUCAGACAUUACAGCUACGAAUUCGAUUACAACACGAAUAAUGUCAUUAAGAGCAGUGGUAAAUGCGAAGAUAUUCCAUCCAAGUAUUCAAUACUCAUCGAACGAAUUCAAAAUCACGAUAAACUCAUGAAUUGGGUGCCAAAUCAAAUCACCAUUAAUUGUCACAAACCUGGACAAGGUAUUCCCUUCCAUGUAGAUACUUGUAGUGCCUUUGAUGACUAUAUUUUUAGCUUAUCUAUCGGAUCGGAUAUUGUUGGUAUGGAAUUUAAAAACGCUCAAGAAAGAUGUUCAUUAUUGCUUCAGUGGAAAUCGCUAUUAAUCAUGUCAGAAACGAGCAGGCGUAAUAUGAUGAGAUAUGCUAAUCAUUUCAGUGAAACGCGUCACAAACCUUGGCCUAAAGUUGAAAAUUUCAUUCGCUCAUUUAUCGAUGUUGGCUGUGGAAAUGGAAAACAUCUUGGUUUAAAUGCUUCAACUUAUCAAGUAGAUGGGGGUGAUCGUAACGUCAAGUUGAUUCAAGAAUGAUUCAAAAAAGGAUUCGAAGCUUUAAUUUGUGAUUGUCUAGAAUUACCCUUUCGUUCAAAUGUCACAGAUAUUGUACAUAUAUUAUGCAUUGAAGUUAUUCAUCAUUUAGCUAUACCGAACGAAAGUAGAAGAAUUCGAGCUAUUCAAGAAAUUAUCAGAAUAUCAGGUCUCAGAGUAGGUGGUCAAGCGUUGAUUUAUGUUUGGGCUAAAAAUCAACUCAAGGAUGAAAAAUCGUCAAAUUAUUUGAAAACAGGGGCGUAUCUACCCGUCCAUGUUAAUAGAACGCAGUUCAAACACUAAGAUAUGCUGGUGCCCUUGCCUUGAAAAUUGAAACAAAAACAAGAUGAAUCCAAGUUAACAACAUUUUCACGUUUUUAUCACGUGUUUUCCGAAGUAGAGCUGGAAUUCUUGUGCAACCGAAUUCUCGGAAACACGGUAAUGAAAAGUUAUUACGAUCAGGGAAAUUGGUGUGUGAUUUUGGAGAAACUGUUAUCUUUGUGCUUUUUAAAAAAAAAAUGUUUGUUAUCGAUUCAAGAUUUUAUUUUGUUGGAUCGAAUAUAAUAAAAAUGAAAUUUCUUAUUAUUUUGUACUACAUACCUACUUAUUUCAACGUUGGAAUUAAUUUAGCCUGAGGUACUGUUAUGUUGGGUCAUUCUCAUAAUUUUACUUGAAUAUUUUG
Molecule: messenger RNA, 1393 nt
Organism: Planococcus citri (citrus mealybug)
Lineage: Eukaryota; Metazoa; Arthropoda; Insecta; Hemiptera; Pseudococcidae
Product: alkylated DNA repair protein alkB homolog 8-like
Biological process (GO): tRNA wobble uridine modification; tRNA methylation
Cellular component (GO): cytoplasm; nucleus
Molecular function (GO): S-adenosylmethionine-dependent methyltransferase activity; tRNA (5-carboxymethyluridine(34)-5-O)-methyltransferase activity; tRNA binding
Source: RefSeq, a predicted model, not a curated record